GCCCACACUGGCGGCCAUUUUGGCGGCGCCUCCUCUCUGUGGCCUGCUCAGUUACCACGUGAACCGGCCUCCGCCUGAGGCUUGCUGCGGAGCAGGGGUAACCGGGCACAGGCAUCCCGGCUACAAGGGUAGCCGCACAGAGUUAGAAGGGGGGUUGCCGUAGCAAACGACGGCAGUGCUGGUGGUUAGCGACGCCCUGGCGUGGAGUCCCUUCUGAGAGGCGGCGAUAGGGGUGGUGAUCAAGGGAGCGGGUUCACCGGCUCGGUCGUAGCAAGAAGGGCGGAGGUGGCGGCGACAGCAAUAGCAGAGACAAUGCCGUCAGUGAGCCUCCCGCCGAAGGAAAACGCGCUCUUCAAGCGCAUCCUGAGGUGCUAUGAACACAAACAGUACAGGAAUGGUCUGAAAUUUUGCAAACAAAUACUUUCUAACCCAAAGUUUGCAGAACAUGGGGAAACCUUGGCUAUGAAAGGACUGACAUUAAACUGCUUAGGUAAAAAAGAGGAGGCAUAUGAACUGGUUAGAAGGGGGCUAAGAAAUGAUUUGAAGAGUCAUGUCUGCUGGCAUGUCUAUGGUCUUCUUCAGAGAUCAGACAAGAAAUAUGAUGAAGCCAUCAAAUGUUACAGAAAUGCACUGAAAUGGGAUAAGGACAAUCUCCAAAUCUUGAGGGACCUUUCACUGCUACAAAUUCAAAUGAGGGAUCUAGAAGGUUACAGGGAAACUAGGUAUCAGCUACUUCAGCUUAGACCUGCACAGAGAGCAUCAUGGAUUGGCUAUGCUAUAGCUUAUCAUCUGCUGGAAGACUAUGAAAUGGCAGCAAAGAUUUUGGAGGAAUUUAGGAAGACCCAGCAGACUUCUCCUGAUAAAGUAGACUAUGAGUAUAGUGAGUUGCUAUUGUAUCAAAAUCAAGUUCUCCGAGAAGCAGGACUUUAUAAAGAAGCUUUGGAUCAUCUUGGAACCUAUGAAAAGCAAAUCUGUGACAAGUUAGCCGUUGAGGAACUAAAGGGAGAACUUCUGUUACAACUCUGCAGGCUGGAAGAGGCAGCUGAGAUUUAUAGAGGAUCAGAAAGAAAUCCUGAAAAUUGGGCUUAUUAUAAAGGUUUAGAAAAAGCACUUAAACCAGCUAAUAUGUUAGAGAGGUUCAAAAUCUAUGAGGAAGCCUGGACUAAAUACCCAAGGGGACUGGUUCCAAGACGACUGCCAUUAAACUUUUUAUCAGGUGACAAGUUCAAGGAAUGUUUGGACAAAUUUCUGAGGAUGAAUUUCAGCAAAGGCUGCCCGCCAGUUUUCAAUACAUUACGGUCACUAUAUAAGGAUAAAGAAAAGGUGGCAAUCAUAGAGGAACUGGUGGUGGGUUAUGAAACUUCUCUGAAAGGUUUCAGGUUGUUUAACCCAAAUGAUGAUGGUAAAGAAGAACCUCCAACUACUUUACUCUGGGUCCAGUACUACUUGGCACAGCAUUAUGACAAAAUUGGGCAGCCAUCCAUAGCUCUAGACUAUAUAAAUGCUGCAAUAGAAAGCACACCUACCUUGAUAGAACUGUUCCUUGUGAAAGCUAAAAUCUAUAAGCAUGCUGGAAACAUAAAAGAAGCUGCAAGGUGGAUGGAUGAGGCUCAGGCCCUGGACACAGCAGAUAGAUUUAUCAACUCCAAAUGUGCAAAGUACAUGUUGAAAGCCAGCUUGAUAAAAGAAGCUGAAGAAAUGUGUUCUAAAUUUACAAGGGAAGGAACAUCAGCUGUGGAAAACCUGAAUGAAAUGCAGUGUAUGUGGUUCCAAACAGAAUAUGCCCAAGCUUAUAAAACAAUGAAUAAAUUUGGAGAAGCACUUAAAAAAUGUCAUGAAAUUGAGAGACAUUUUGUAGAAAUCACAGAUGACCAGUUUGACUUCCACACAUACUGUAUGAGGAAAAUUACACUUCGGUCAUAUGUAGACUUGUUAAAACUAGAAGAUGUACUUCGACAGCACCCAUUUUAUUUUAAAGCUGCAAGAAUUGCCAUAGAAAUAUACUUGAAGCUCCAUGAUAACCCUCUGACGGAUGAAAAUAAAGAACAUGAAACUGAUACAGCAAAUAUGUCUGAUAAAGAGUUAAAGAAGCUACGCAAUAAACAGAGGAGAGCUCAGAAAAAAGCUCAACUGGAAGAAGAAAAAAAGAAUGCUGAAAAAGAGAAGCAGCAACGAAAUCAAAAGAAAAAAGAUGAUGAUGAAGAAGAAAUUGGAGGGCCAAAGGAAGAGCUUAUUCCUGAGAAAUUGGCAAAGGUUGAAGCACCUUUGGAAGAAGCUAUUAAGUUUUUAACUCCAUUGAAGAAUUUGGUGAAGAACAAAAUAGAAACCCAUCUUUUUGCCUUUGAAAUUUACUUCAGGAAAGAAAAAUUUCUUCUUAUGCUACAAUCUGUGAAGAGAGCAUUUGCUAUUGAUCCUAAUCAUCCAUGGCUUCAUGAGUGUAUGAUACAUCUCUUCAGCAGUGUUUCUGAAAGUAAAGAUCUACAAGAAACGGUCAGGACAGUGUUGAAUCAAGAAAUGAAUCGACUUUUUGGGGCAACUAAUCCAAAGAACUUCAAUGAAACUUUCCUUAAACAGCACUAUAAUUCUUUACCACAUAGAUUGUCUGCUGCCAAAAUGGUAUACUACUUGGAUUCUACAAGCCAGAAAAGAUCUGUGGAACUGGCAACUUCACUUGAUGAAUCUCUAGCAAACAGAAAUCUUCAGACAUGCAUGGAGGUAUUGGAAGCAUUGAAUGAUGGUAGCCUUGGAGUGAAAGAGGCAGCUGAAAUGUACAGAGCAAAUUGUCAUAAGCUUUUCCCAUAUGCUUUGGCUUUUACCCCUGGAUAUGAAGAAGAUAUGAAGAUCACAGUUAAUGGAGACAUAUCUGCAGAAACUGAAGAAUUGGCCAAUGAAAUAUGAACUUUAAAAGGAGUGAAAUGAUUUUGGACUGUAUCUGGUGUAUAAUAUUUUUGUCACGCACCUGCUGAAUUGUUCUAACUUACAAAGAAUGGAAGGAGAAAAAAAGUUGCCUUCAAAGUUUUACUUUUUUUAUCCUGCUGACGAAGUAUAUAAUAAAGUAACGUAUCGCUGGAAAUAGAUGGCUCAAUUAAAGAAAAUUAAAGAAAAGCUAAGCACUGCUAAAAUUGAAAAGUAUCCCUUAUCUACAUACCCGUUUUUUAAACUAAUUUAUAUGGAAUCUGAAGGCUUAACACCCCAUUGGAGCAGGUGUGUGGCAGAAAUAUUACUUUAAAUUUGUCUUGUUGAGAGAAGUAUCUCAGACAGCAAAAAAUGCUGUUUUAGCACUGGAUCCUUUUC
Molecule: messenger RNA, 3294 nt
Organism: Thamnophis elegans (Western terrestrial garter snake)
Lineage: Eukaryota; Metazoa; Chordata; Lepidosauria; Squamata; Natricidae
Gene: NAA15
Product: N-alpha-acetyltransferase 15, NatA auxiliary subunit
Biological process (GO): N-terminal peptidyl-methionine acetylation
Cellular component (GO): cytoplasm; NatA complex
Molecular function (GO): protein binding; protein-N-terminal amino-acid acetyltransferase activity
Source: RefSeq, a predicted model, not a curated record